AUGGGGUCUCUUGAAUCCUCCCAUCACACGUACGGGGCCGCGGAUCUCCAGGUCCAGGUCCAGGUCCAGGGUCCGAAUGUGUCGUAUUGGACUAUGACUCUAGGCCCAUGCUGGAUGGCUUCCCGACAACCACAUAACAAAGAUCUUCAAGUGCGAACUGGGUGUGGAACAUGUAAACGAAGGCGAGUGCGCUGCGAUGAAGCGAGGCCAACUUGCGUGCGUUGCACCAAAGCAAAAUACAUCUGCGAUGGGUACUCGGCGUUCUCGACGCCGUCGCCCCAGUCCUCCAGCACGAAGCUGCUCCUGGACAUCCCAGAAGGUGUCUCUCGGGGGAUUCGACCAUCUGAUUCACCGCACUUCUAUCGGACUCUUCAAGCAAUGGCGGAGCUACCAGAGCUAGAUUACCGAGCAUAUGACUUUUGCCGACGACAAACCACGCACAAUAUUGCGACACACCACUUGUCCCAUUUCUGGACCCACACAGUGCUCGCCGCUUGCCAUGACGACUCAGCCAUCCUGCAUAGUAUGCUGGCCCUCUCUGGAGCACACAGGUUCUACUGUGACGCACAGUCGGGACUCGUUCCACUUCGAGCAGCUGAAACGGCGAUGUACAGCCAUUAUGGAAAAGCCGUACGCUUAUUGCAGGACCGCAUGCGAGCGAAGAGUCUGGGAGAGUGCCAGACCAUCCUCAUCGUCUGUCUGGUUCUCCUCACGUUUGAUGUCAUUCAGGGGAGGUAUCGAGAAGCCCUAGUACAUCUGAAUCACGGCCGACGGAUUCUCAGAGGACUGCAGGCGUGCAAAUCGGAAGUCAGUGGAAUGACUGGGUUAUACUUGCCGAUCAAGGCUGAGUCCACACUAGACGAGCUGUCUUACUCUUUCGCAAUCAUGGACCUCCAAUCGGUGACCUUCGGGAGUGAGGUCCUGCAGUUCAGGCUGAUGGGUGACCAGGAUGAGGUUGAUCCAGGCAAACAUAGGAUUUCCACAAGCUUUGCCAACUUGGACGAAGCCUGGCGAUGCAUCUUGCUGCUCCUCAACGAGGUUCAUUACUUUGCACUCUCCCUCUCGCAGAGGCAAAGCAUUGGAUCCACUGAUGAUCAGUCCUUGCGCAUCUGGCAAGGACGAGUUCUUGGAUACCUGCGACAGUGGAAACAGGCUUUCGACAACGGACCUCUCCGUACAGCCGCAUCUGGUUCCAAUUCCAGCUCCGCAUGGCAUGACCGUUCUGCCCAGCUGCGAUUAACCCAUACAUACCUCACGGUCAUUGUCCGAGUACUUCUCAACCGGGAUGACGAGAUGAUCUAUGACUCACUGAUAUCAGAGUACUCAAAGAUUAUAGCUCUCUGUGAGGAACUGGCAGGCCGACUGCCUUCGAUCAAGCUAGAUGCAGUCGUCAUUCCGGCUCUAUACUAUGUGGGCGGGCGCUGUCGACAUCCCGGUCUUCGGAGACGAGUGCUCCAGGCACUGUCAAGGGUUGGCCGAGAAGGACACUGGGACGGCAGGCAAAUCGAAAGAUUGACGCGGGAGAAGAUGAGGAUUGAGGAGGAAGGGUCAGGGUAUAUCCACAAGGAGAACCAUGAUGUGCCACAAGAUGGCGGGCUUCUGGCUGCUAUUGUUCCUCGCCAUGCUCGUUGGACCGAACUGUGGGCCGACUUUUCUGAUGAGGAUUAUUCCAUGAUCCGACUGCAGUUCAAGCGCAGAGUGUCAUCUGCGGAUGGAGGGACAACGAUGGAAGUGCGUCACGUGCUGGUGAGAUGUUGA
Messenger RNA from Exophiala mesophila, 1758 nucleotides. RefSeq lists its product as uncharacterized. Gene Ontology annotation, biological process: regulation of DNA-templated transcription. The transcript has 3 exons. NCBI's taxonomy places the organism in Eukaryota, Fungi, Ascomycota, Eurotiomycetes, Chaetothyriales, Herpotrichiellaceae. Gene Ontology annotation, molecular function: DNA-binding transcription factor activity, RNA polymerase II-specific; zinc ion binding. The record is from RefSeq and is a predicted model, not a curated record. The coding region runs from base 1 to 1758 and encodes 585 amino acids.